AUGCGAGCACUCAGCGACGACAGCCGCCUAGCCCAAGCAGAAGCAGAAAUGCUGAGAUACCAGCUGCAAAUACUAGGCCUCAGCGAAGUGCGUAUGAAUGGUUUCGGUGAUCUAAGAACGCCCAAAAGUUUGACUUUCCUUUACUCUGGCAAGGAAAGUGAGAAGGACACCCUCGAAUAUGGUGUUGGUUUACUGCUCUCUGAUGAUGCUGAUGCUUCUGGACUGGAAACCGAUCUCGAACCGAAUCAUUUGGGCUCGAAUAAACUCAAGAGCCCGGAAGAUCUCUAUCGUGCAGUUCUACGCUUCCACCAACACGUCUGCAGGGGAUUCCAAAGACGACUUCUACCUUCUACAACGCUCUCAAUGCGACCAUAA
Molecule: messenger RNA, 375 nt
Organism: Arctia plantaginis
Lineage: Eukaryota; Metazoa; Arthropoda; Insecta; Lepidoptera; Erebidae
Source: the annotation of a GenBank genome assembly